CGCCCUCCCCUGGCGAGGCUGGAAGGAUCAGCUGAGUUGCAGCAGCCGCAGCGGCUCCCCGCGCCCGGACCGCCCGCCUCCGCCCAGCAUUUAUCCCUCACUCCAGAUUAAUGAAGUUGGCAGCCUUUGUCUCUGGCCUAGCCCUAGUGGCCUGUGCCCUGGCUCUGGAGAAUGGGCUCAUGCGGGUGCCCCCGAUGGGCUGGCUGGCGUGGGAGAGGUUUCGCUGCAACACUGACUGCAAGACGGACCCUGACAACUGCAUCAGCGAGAAGCUUUUUGUUGACAUGAUAGAUUGUCUAGCGGAUGAUGGCUGGAAGGAGCUGGGCUAUGUGUAUGUGAACAUAGAUGAUUGCUGGAUGGCGAAGAAGCGGGACGCAAAGGGGCAACUGAUCCCGGAUCCUGAGCGGUUUCCCAGUGGGAUCAAAGCCUUGGCGGAUUACGCGCACUCUCGGGGGCUGAAGUUGGGCAUCUAUGGAGACAUGGGCACUUACACGUGCAGUGGCUACCCAGGCACCACGCUGGACCGGGUCGAACAGGAUGCCCUGACCUUCGCGGAGUGGGGCGUGGACAUGCUGAAGCUGGAUGGCUGCUACUCAUCAGAAGAAGAGCAGGCCCAGGGCUACCCUAAAAUGGCAAUGGCCUUGAAUGCAACAGGCCGCCCCAUUGCCUAUUCCUGCAGCUGGCCAGCCUAUCGGGGAGGGCUUCCACCCAAGGUGAACUACACCCUCCUGGCGAACAUCUGUAACCUCUGGCGUAACUAUGGUGACAUUCAGGACUCCUGGAACAGCAUCCUCUCCAUCGUGGACUGGUUUUCAGCAAAUCAGGAUGUGCUGCAGCCGGUGGCCGGCCCUGGCCACUGGAAUGACCCAGACAUGCUGAUCAUUGGAAACUUUGGCCUCAGCUAUGAACAGUCCCGAUCCCAGAUGGCCUUAUGGACGGUGCUGGCUGCCCCGCUCUUCAUGUCCACGGACCUCCGCACCCUCUCCCGCAGCUCCAGGGAGAUCCUGCAGAACCGACUGAUGAUCAAAAUCAACCAGGACCCCUUGGGAAUCCAGGGACGCAGAGUCCUUAGGGAGAAGUCUCAGAUCGAGGUGUUCCUGCGUCCGCUUUCCCACUCAGCCAGUGCCCUGGUCUUCCUCAGCCGGCGGACAGACAUGCCAUACCGCUACACCAUCUCCCUCAGCAAGCUCAACUUCUCCGCCAGUGCCGUGUACGAGGCACAGGAUGUGUACAGUGGCGGGAUCAUCAGCGGCCUGAAGGCUGGAGAGAACUUCACUGUCAUCGUCAACCCCUCGGGAGUAGUCAUGUGGUACCUCUAUCCCACAAUGUACGUGGAUCAACCCUUGGACUUUGUCAGACAGCACCCCCAGGGGAAGGGCUUCCACCCAUUUGCACUGUGAAGCCAAUCGGAGGAAGAGGAUGGGGGGCCAGCUGUGGGUACAUGUUGCUCUCUGGCCAGGAGCGACUCCUAAUGAUCUACAUUUACCCGCUUUGUGCCUUAGUUUUCCUCUCUGUCAACCAGGGAGAACUGUUAACCCUCACCUCACGCCUGGGAGGUAGGUAAUUCAUUACUGAUUGUAAAGUGCUUUGAGACCCUUCCCUUGAUGGUGCCAGACAAGUGCAGAACGCAGUCACUGUGAGCAAUUGCUAACUCUCGCUAAUUGAACACUUGCUAGAGGAGCUGCAUGUAGUAUCGCAGCUCAGUGAAGAGGUCAUUUCCCCUAGAUUUGCAGUAAGGCCUUCGAUCUGACCCCUGCUAUACCUGUCAUGAGGAGUGAGUCUCCCUGGAGGUGCUAUACUGGCAAUCACAUGUUCCAUGCGGGGGAACUUUUCUACCCAAGAUCGUCCCUAGGCAUAUGCAGAAUACGCAGCUGCAUAGGGCACCAUGAAAUGUGGGGCACCAAAUUGCUCCAAAUUUUAUGGUGCCCUAGGCAGCUGCAUGCAUACGCGGCAGCACCAGCUCUGGCAGCCAGCCCUAUUCCCCAGCUGGCCCACUCACGGGCUGUGCCCACUGCAAGGGGCAGGGCCAUCCCUGGGGGGUGUGGGGCCUGGGACAACUCCCUCCACCCCAUCUCUUUCCCCCUGCUCCACCCUGGGCCCACCUCCAUUCCACCCCUUCCCCCCCGCGCUGGAAGCAGGGGUUGGGCCUGACCCCGGACUCUCCGGCAACGGCAGGAAGCGGAGCAACCCGGCCCCAGCCCGCUCCACUCCACCAGCUCCCAGCUGCGUCACUCCGCUUCCCACUGCCAGUGAGUGUGCGGGGCGGUCCUUUCCCCUCCCACAAGCGACAUGGCUGGGAGCCGGGGCGGCGAGAGCGGAACGGGUUGGGGCUGGGUCGCUUCACUUCCCACUACUGGUGAGUGCGGCCAGGGGACGGUCUUUUCUCCAACCCCUCACGACUGGGGCUGGGUCGUCCUGCUUCCUGCUGUGGGUGCCAGGCCCCCCCUAAUCCCCUGGGCUCCAUGUGGGGCCCCCCACAGCUCCUGCCUCUGUCGUUCUGCAGCCCUUGAGUGUGGGCGUCCCCCUCCCUCUGGAGGGCCGGACCCCCCGGGGGAGCUCUGGCUGCAUAGGGCACCAUAAUUUAUAGGGACGGGGCUGUUUCUACCAUUUCCUUCGCUUAGAAUGACAACUUCCGGCAGUUGAACUCACCCCCUGCCAGUUGUGAAAGCAUUAACGCCUGCAGGAGGCAGCAUUGUCCGGUAGCCAGAGCAGGGCCCUGGGCGUUAGAAACUCCUGAAUUUCAAUGUUGCCUCUGCACAUACCCCAGCAGUUGCUAAAGGUGAUGUCUGCACUACCCCUGCUACAGUGGCACACUUAUGGGGCUGCAGCACCCUUGUGUAGACACUUCCUGCACUGAUGGGUGGGGCUUUUCCAUUAGAGUUGUCAAUCCCACCUCUCCAAGAAGCGGGUGGCUAGGUCAAUGUCAAUAGCAGGGGCUAGACCAACCUAACUGCUGUGCUCAGGGUGUAUAAUUUGUCACAGCCCUGACCCAUGGAGCUAGGUUGAUCUAAUUUUUAAAGUGUAGACCAGCGGUUCUCAACCCAAGACCCAAUCAACACACAGCUGCGGCCUAUGUGACAUCCUCACAGCCACACAGGUAGUAUCUAUGUUGUGUGGAUGCGGCCAUUGUAACACCCAGAGAGCUGCAUGUGUGGCCCACAAUGGUAGAUCAGUUGGGGACCACGGGUGUAGACCAAGCUUUAGUUUCCCCAUCUGUAAAUUGGGGACAGUACCACUCAGUACCACAUGAAGAUUAUUAGUCAUUUUUAGCACUUAACAUCUUCCAAGUGCCCUACAAAUAGGAGCUGGGUCAUCCCAGAAUCUGAGCUUGGGUGAGCCUUAGUAUUGCCCAAUAUUGAGGCACAGGAAGGCUAUACAAUAAAUCAAUGGCAGAGCAGAAAUUAAACAGGACUGCCUGGCUCCUGCUCACCCAGCCUGCCUCUUCAGUUAAUUCACAGGGUGGAGAUUUACAGUGUUCUCCAUUGAUUUAUGCCUUAUCGGCCUUAGAAAAACACUACUGCUCAAUGUACACAGCAGAGAAAGCAGCAGUGUAGCGUCUGGGUCACUGCCUGACUGGGGCUCGGAACCACUUGUGCCCCCCACCAUCUUGUCCAGGGGAGAAUUGCCUCAUGUUAGCACUAGCCUGUCCAGCAGCUGAGCUGGUUGUUCCUGCUGGAUGGGGACAGGCUCCCUUCCUUCUCAAGCUGCCCAACAUUCCAGGAUUUCUCAGGGAAAGGCAGCUGUGUACAUAUUUAUAAGUUUCCAUGACCAAUAGCCUUUUACCAUUAAUACACUGCCAGGGGACUGCGUUAGGUGCCUGUCACUUGCAUUAUGGGCCUCAGACCACAGCUGGUUGCACUCCAUUGUCUGAAAGGGAACCCUGUUCCUAUGUGUGACACUAUGUUGUGCUAGAGAAUUAAUGUUUGAAUAACAUGUGUGUAUGGGCAGAAGAGGAACGUUGAUAGGCUAUUUUCCUUCCAGUUACAACAUUCCACUAGCUUCUUCAUCCCUGCUGGGCCCAAACUGACAGGUCAAGGGCUGGGGGAAGGGCUAGUCUGGGAGAAUUCUGCACCAAUUAAAAAUUCUGCACCCAAUAUUAAAAUUUUUCAAAAUUCA
Caretta caretta (loggerhead turtle) is the source of this 4116-nucleotide messenger RNA. It is a transcript of the gene NAGA, whose product is annotated as alpha-N-acetylgalactosaminidase. NCBI's taxonomy places the organism in Eukaryota, Metazoa, Chordata, Testudines, Cheloniidae. Gene Ontology annotation, molecular function: alpha-galactosidase activity. The record is from RefSeq and is a predicted model, not a curated record. Gene Ontology annotation, cellular component: cytoplasm. Gene Ontology annotation, biological process: glycoside catabolic process; oligosaccharide metabolic process.